Molecule: messenger RNA, 3708 nt
Organism: Leishmania mexicana MHOM/GT/2001/U1103
Lineage: Eukaryota; Euglenozoa; Kinetoplastea; Trypanosomatida; Trypanosomatidae
Exons: 1
Coding region: 1-3708 (1235 amino acids)
Source: RefSeq, a predicted model, not a curated record
AUGUCGCGUGUCUUUGUCGAAGGCAACGGUGGCGAGCAACAGAACAGCUUCGCACAGCGGGUGUACGUGAACAACAUGAACACGCUGCAAGCCACCACAUCCCUGCCGGAGCGGGCGCCGUACAGCCUGCUUGAGCGCAACGUGGAAGCCCCCGGCUCGUCGACCGCCAACUACGUCGGCACUCGUCUUGCGUCUAUCAGCUCCCCUCGCGGGGGGCGGGGCCGCCGCGGAGCCUCAGGCAGGCUGCAGCAGAGCCGAGAGACGCAGCGCGCCUUCGCGGAUGGCGGGAGCGCGGCAGAGAAACAGCGCGGCGCGGAGCCUCUCAUGGCCAACGGCGAAGCAGUGCACGCGAACUUGCAAGACGUCUGCAGCCGCAUCAUGCGGCGACUGCAGCGUCAGAUGAACUACGCCGAAGUGUCCCGCGCUUCUCUCGCGGAGCAGUACGGCGUAGACCUGCAGCUGGCGUAUGAGCGGGACCAGCAGGAGCUGAAGGCAGCGGACACGGGCUCUCAGCGAAGCACACGUCACCGCUGCUGCACCCCGGCGUCCCGCCAGCUGACCUCAACCUCCUCCCCUCCCAUUCAUCCGCUCCCCGGCGAGAGCGAGACGGACACCGUUAGUCGACCAAACCCUCGCCUUUUCACAGGCAGUCGUGUGAGCACAAGCACCACCAAGGUACCCGAGCACGACUCACCAGGGCCACGGGGCGAAACCACCACCACAGCACGCGCCGGUGGUAGAGGUUCUUCGCGGCUGAUUCAGUUUAGGGUGGACGCCAGCUCGCGCACCUCCGGCGCCGUGGGCGGCACUGCCGCACCGGCGGCGAUGGACGUGAGCGAUGCAUCGGGCGCUGGGGCGCCGGCGGCGGAGGAGGAGAGCAGGCUGGAGCGCGAUAUCGCCGCGCAGCCCUGCCCUCUCCCAUUGCGGCUCGUCAUUCAGCAUGUGUUGGGCACCUUGCAGAAGAAGCUGUCGCUCGCCGAGGGUGGAUCGCUGAGGGACUGCAUUGUCUUCUCCUUCGAAUCGCGCGCGUUGUUGGACCGGCUUCUGAAGGAAAUCCCGCUCUACUCGCAGUACAGCGCGAGCCAAGACACGGCGGCGGUGGCAGGGGCCACCCAGCAAGACGUGGCGCUUGUGUAUCAGAAGCUUCGUCAGAAGCCGGUGUUGCUGCCUCGCGCCGGCUACGUGGAGGACCCUGUCACAGGCGCGAUACACGGGCAGAUCUUGGGCGGAGGUACCGUACAGAGCGAGUCCGCCCGCGCUUCAGCAGCAGUGGCCGCUCCGACUGCCGCCGUGUCACUUCCCGCCAUCGUCAACGCGUCGAGCAGCUUCCGUCCCGGCGGCGCCGCGCCACAUGGCGCCUUCACAGUCAGCACAGGCUCGAUGAGUGAUGUGCAGCUGCCGUCUGGCUACGGCAAGUCGUCGCGGCUCAACGAUGCGACGCUGCAGGGCGGGGCCGCGGCUGGAUACGGCGACCGUCAGCACCAGCAUCAGUUGCUGCGGGAUCACAUGAGAGGGGGCAGCGCUGCUGGCGGUGGAAACUCCGCAUCCAUGAGUGAUGCUGUAUCCGCGCAGAACUCAGCCACGUCGAUGAUGGAGUCUGCCGUGGCAUCAGCGGCGCCGCCACCGGGGUUUGAGGGUGCUCAUCACGCGACGCGCCUUGUGAGCAUUGGCACCGUGACCGAGGAAAACAAUAUAACGAUGGUGCCGAGAGCCGACUACGCGGCAUUGCAGCAGCGGAUAGAGGCGCUUGAGGUGCAGCUGGACGACGCGCAGAUGUACCGCAAUGGCCUGGCGGAUCAGCUGUGCGAGGAGCUGCAGUACACCGAGAAGAAGAAGCGCGUGCUGCAGUACUUGCGAGAGACACUCGUGCGAGAGUGCACCAUGCUCCGCUCCCAGUUGCGCUUGGCAUCAGGGCGGGUCCAGAUGCUGCAACAGCAGCAGUACUCGCCACCCCAGCCUCUCCGUGGGGUGAUGUUCUCUGGCGCCAACGACGCACAUAACGAGGGCCCCAAUGCCUCCGUCUUCGGCGGCGCCACGCGCAUGCGCAAGCAGUUGGGCACGAGUACCAUGUCGCCCAUGACGCUAUCACUAUCUGCCGAUGCGCAUGGGCAGCAGCACCGCCGAUACUCGCAGCGGUCGUUGACACAUCGUAUGAGCUUCAGCGAAAGCAUUGGGAGUGUUUACGGUGGUACCAGCGGUUGUGGUCGUGGGCGAUUGGCUACGAUGCAGCGGCACGUGAACAGCGGAUGCACCUCUCUAGGCACGAGCCUCUCAGCUGCUCCGCUGGGAGUGAAUGUCCCUGCGGCAGGUAUCUCUUCCCUCGCCGUCGGCAGCUGCACUGCUACUGGCGUGCCGGCGGAUGGCCAGCAGCCAAACGACCUGGAGGCGGUACAGAGUCUUCUUGACCUGGUGCUGCUUGCCGUCGAGGAGGAUGCGGUGCUGCCCUCGCACACGCUGCAGAUGGUGCGCAGCGGGCACGCGGACGUGGAGGCGGUAAAACACGGAUUUCGAAAAGAUGAGAAGCGGCAGGUCGAUGAGCUGCGCAACAAGUACGACGAGCGGCAGUACGCGGUGAAGAAGAACCUGAUCAUGCGCACCGCGGAGCAUAACUACCUCAUCGCGGAGCAGAAGCACGAGGUGCAACGGCUGCAGGCGUUGACCGACACGACGCGGGUUCGCGCCAUGCUUCAGCAGCACGUCGCCGACCUCCGCACGGAGCUGCAGCAGGUGCGCAUGUGUAUUACGGAGCAGAUUCAUUUCUUUAAGGCGGUCAUACAGAACACGGCGCAGAGCCUGCUCCAUCUCUCCGUUCUUGCCGAUAAGACGCUCAGCGAGAACCAGAUCCUCACCAAUGUCGUCAGCGCCACGCGAGAAAUGGUCGAGUCGGCCGGCGCGCUGCUCAUGCCGAUGCUCACGCACGAGUACCGCUGCGGCUAUCACCCAUGGCCGCUGAAGCUGCGCAACACCACCGACCCUCUUGCCCACAUCAUCCACCUUCGCUACGGCGCCGGCGAGGUGAUCCGCCUGCGCGACUCGCUCAACGUUUUCGCCCAGCUUUACGGCGCACUGCACCGCUACAUUUUGCGCCAGAUCGUCUUGCCGGACAGCACACGUCCGUCGGCCGGUAAGCCUCUGCAGCACCUGUGUGCGGCGCUGGCGCUGAACCCCAUGAGCCACACGGAGGUGGUUUUCACAGCCCGCCACGCGUACGACACGGAGAUGCAGCUGUGCAAGCGACUCGCGCGGUGCAACCUGCGACUCAUGUGGAACGCGUAUCUGCAGCGCGUCUACACCAAUCGCUCUGUCGCGGCCCUCGCCGAAGCUUGCCUGAACCCGCGGCUAGCAGCACUGCCCGUCGCUGCUCGCGUCAACGUCCUGGCCAAGGAGCGGGCGGCGCUACUUCAGGAGCGUGUGAACGUGCAGCGGGAGCGCACCGAAAACGCGAAGGGCAUGUAUCGCGUAUGGCAGGAGAAGGAGAUCGAUAUCAUGGAGGGCUACCCGGCGCCGCAGACGCAGCGCAAUCGGCUCGCACUGCUAACCGGCGAUGCCGCUGGUGGUAGCAACGCCAUGGGUGUUAGCGUGGACGGCAACGCGCUGGGCGGCACGAUGCAAGGCAGCUCGAACAUGGCUACCAUGGGGCGCUUUUCAAGGACGAUCGGCCGCGCCGCCAUGGCCCGCAGCGAAGCCGCGGGAGCGACAGCCAUGUAA